Molecule: messenger RNA, 5469 nt
Organism: Porites evermanni
Lineage: Eukaryota; Metazoa; Cnidaria; Anthozoa; Scleractinia; Poritidae
Source: the annotation of a GenBank genome assembly
AUGGAGGCGGUUUUUAUUUCAGGCGCUCAAGGAUUGAACACUGAUGGCCUUGGCGAAGGAGGAGAUCUUGGUCGCAGGAAUCGACACCAUUCGAUUGACGCCGUCGGGCGUUCUUUUUCGUCUUCGGCGCUCCGCGGAAGGUAUUCCCCUGAAGGACGAAUUCCUCGGGGACGCUUUAACAGCGAUCUUGGAACCGGCGCCUUUGAACAGGCAGCGAAAUUUCUGAGGCCAGAGAAAAUCUCUGUAUAUCCUCUGUUGGGAAGAUCAGCCAAAAGACGAAGAGAGCGAGUCAAAAUCAAUGUCAGUGGAAUGAUCUAUGAGACUCUAGAGUCAACACUAUCACGCUUUCCGGAUUCACUUUUGGGAUCUCCAAAAAAGCGGGAAAAAUACUUCGACUCAAAGAAACGCGAAUUCUUUUUCGACAGAAAUCGCAUCGCCUUCGAUGCUAUACUUUAUUUUUAUCAGUCGUACGGUAAAUUGCUCCGGCCGGCCGAAGUUGACCGAAAAGCGUUUUUAGAUGAAAUUCAAUUUUUUGAGUUGGGGGACGAUGUUAUUGAACGCUUUAAAGCGUUAGAAGUGAGCGUGGAACCGGAAUCUGGACCGAUGCCCGAGAAUCCGUUACAGAGAAAAAUAUGGGAAGUAAUGGAACUUCCCCAUUCAUCCCUUCUUGCCCAGAUUGUAGCCAUAUGGUCCGUGUUUGUUAUCUUGCUGUCAAUUGUAAUAUUUUGCAUUGAGACUUUGCCGCGUUUCCGGGAGAGCCGAAAUGACAAAAACUCAGCGCUUUACGGCUUAGAGAUGUUCUGCGUGGCAUGGUUUACUGUGGAGUACGUUGUACGCCUGCUUGCCGCACCUCAAAAACUGCGAUUCAUUCGCGGCUUUUUGAACAUCAUUGAUCUUAUUGCCAUAUUGCCUUAUUACAUUAUAUUGGGGCUGUCGGCAGGUGGAAAUGGAAAAGAUUCUGGCUCGUCCGUGGCCUUCUUUCGAAUCCUUCGCUUAGUCCGAGUUUUCCGAAUUUUCAAGCUUUCUAGACAUUACCGAGGACUGAAGAUUCUUGGCAUGACUUUGAAAGCAAGCCUGCGAGAACUUCUUCUACUGUCAUUUUUUUUACUCAUGGGAGUCAUAAUAUUUUCCAGCGGGGUUUACUACGCUGAGAGCGCUAAUUUUGGAAGUAUCCCAGAAGCCUUUUGGUGGUCAGUAGUUACCAUGACAACGGUAAGUAUUACCAUGGCAACCUUGACUCGUCGGACAGCUUCACUCAUCACCUUUCAUCUCGCUUUCGGUGAUUGGCUGGCGAUGAUUAUUUCUUUGCUUCAAUCUGCGAACAGUGAUAAUCUGAGAGAUAAUUAAAUUCAAAAAGUUAAAGAGCUAUCUAAAUUGAAAUACAUGAUUCCCUUAAAUGAAAAAUGAUUUUCUUAAUUUACAAUUCCCACAUUUGCAAAUCACGUUUAGUUGUUAAAACAACUUUGUAGUCUCAAAAACUCACCGCUUUUUUAGAUCAACGCUUUGUGAAUAAGGCCAUUUAAAUCAUGAAUAGAAAUCGUGCGACCCGCAGUUUGAAAUUUGCAUAAUACAAGUAAAAGCUUGAAUAAAAGUUAAAAGCAAGCGACAGAGGAAAAUUUACCCUAAAAGCUAGACAAAUUAAUAAACAUUUUAAGGUUUUUAUCGCAAAUUCUACUUCAGGCGAUCAGCCUCAAAAACUGGUCAGCCUAUAACAAUUCAGAUAUUUUUGUUGCCAUUCUUUUUCAAAAAAAAUAAUGACUACUGACGUCGAUAUUUCAAAAAGUUAAGCGCAUUUCUUGCCAAGGGCGACUGCAAAACCUACUUACGACAUAUCCCGAUCAUACCUCGUAUGUAGUUUGAAUAGAUUCAUCUUAUCGUGUGGCGUUACCAAACGAAACUGCAAUGUUCUUAAAAACGCGGAUAGGUGGCGGCUAGUAAAAAAUAAUAAAAUGCCUACUGCAAAACGAUAUUUUCAUACAAUUAUACAAGGCCCCAAAACCUCGUUGCGCUAUAUUUAUUUUUUUGUCUCAAAGAAAAAGAAAAAUACAAGGUUCAUCAAAUUUAUCUCACUUUCGCAUUCAGCACCUCGAGUAGCCUGCAGUUAAAAUAAUAUUUACGCGUUAAGUGCGAUGAACAAGGCAUUUCUAUAAGGAUCAAAUUCUGAUUCAGCGUGAAUAGACAAUCGAUUAUUUUGAUAUUAAGAAGUUGAAUUCUUCACCGGAUGUUCAUCUACAAUAUUUUGACUUAUUUUUGGGUAGCUUUCAUAUUUAAAUCAAGGUUGGCGUCACAAUUAAAAACUGAAUAUUUUCCUUUAUAUCACGGCAAAUCUCACACAGUCAUCCACAAAAAGUCUUACUAAGAUUUUUUUCUAUCUAUUCAUUGUCAUCGUGGUUUUAAUUCUCCACCGCAAAAGCUGAAAAAUGUCAUGAAGAUAACAGCGUUUUGGUAUUAUAAAAAAUAAAAAGGUCUUAAUGAUAAGGUGCAAAGCUACCUUUACCAACAUCAAAAGGACUAAAUGAUUUUUAAUUUUUUUAAAAAAAAUUUAAUUUCGCAGAUAUGACACAUUUUUAAGUCAUGUGAACUGAGAAAGCACGUUUGUUAAGAUAACGUAUCAAAUAUAUCUUUUCUUAGUGCUUUUUGGACUGAAUGAUUUGCUAAGUUGCUAAAUUGCUUUCCAAAGCAAAAGUUUGAAAAAUCCUUUGUAUAGUGUUCGCAGACGCCAUUAUUUUCUCGGAGUGGGGUUCUAUUUUUGACCAAGAAAGCACGACGUUUUCAACACUCUUUAUCUUUGGGUGUCACACAGUUUUUUGCCUGUCUUUUUAAAGCCCCUUCUCGUACAAGACAACAAGAAAAGUAUAAAAGUGAAUAAUUCCUUUGCCUCUCGAGAUGCAUGACAUUGUUGCCCUCGAAAUGACAACGCAUGCGAAUGAAACAAAACAAGAUCUUUGAAAUUUGGAUACUAAAAUCGAUAAAAUAUAAUUAUUUUCACUCUAUGGCAGUGAAAAUAAAAACUGGCAAAGUUUUCAUGCACACAAAUUUUUGCAGCUAUUUUCAUUAGAGUUGUUAAGUAACGUCUUAACUUUGCUUAGCUAAGGUCAGUUAAAAAAAAAUUAUUGAAGAGCUGCUAUGGAGCAUGCAAUCAUAGUUUCUUCCUUAUGUGGAAUUACGAUCCGGCUAAACAUCAUCGCUAUUUUGUUUACGAAAGCUAACUUCAAAUUAAGAAUUUUAACACCAAAAUGAAGCCUGGAGGUCAAUUAAGAAAAAGGUCUAUUUGCAUGCGAAGAUAAAAAAAGACGUAAAGGCGUUUUCUUGAAAAUCACUGUUCUAGUUCCCUCAGCGGUGAGUUUCACUCUUUUGAUCAAAGCUUAGCUAGUCUGUCCACAGACGUUUUUCUUUUUCUUGUUUUUCGAUCAAUAAAUCUCUCACGGUUUUUAUUUCCAUACGCGCCCUCGACGCGAUCGAAAUAGAGAAAAUGGAAGGUAUGUGAACAAACUAAAGCCGGCUUAGCUGAAAUUAUAACUAGGUAACGUUAGUCAUCUUUUCUAUUACUUGAAACUGUAAAAGAAAGAUAUCAAACGAUUCUAACAAAGGGAAAAAAGGAUGAUCAGUUUUUGGACAUGUUUCGACAACAUGAUUUUAAAAUGAAAACGUUACCCUCUCCCCCUUUUUUUCAAAGUGGCAAUCCGUUUCCACCCUAGCAAUUGAAAGUCAAAAACAUGCACUUUUAGUUGAGGUAUAUGGUAGUAGAGCAAUCUUACACCAAACGGAACCCUCUUUGAUUCCAAUGUUUUUUAACAAGGUUUUAAAGUAAUACCGAAAAUCGUGACAUAGCUUCUUUUAAAGACAAAACGUGUCUUUCGAUCAAUUAAGAUCCAAACAUAAUGGUACAGUUUUGUUAUUUACGACUAUACUUAGGGCCUCUUCACAUGACCCGGCUGAAAGGUCUAGCUGGCCCGGUUACCGCGACCUAUUUCGCCUUGGGUUCAUAUGAGAAAUUUCAGCCCGGUUUCUGAGAUCAAAAAAGGGCAAAGAUCCUGGGAACGAGUUCUGGCGCGAAAUUCAAGAAACGAAGCAAACGUCGCGAAAUACAAAAAUUUUGACUUUCGCGCAGCCUACUCACCGAGAUCCCGAUUGGAAAAACUGAGAUCUCGGGAACUGAGCUAGCCCGCCCUCUCAUAUGAAGACAUCGAAAAUUUUACAAAUGACUUAGUGGUAAGGCGAGAUCUCGGAAACGGGGCCAGCCCGGUCAAACGGGCUCAUGUGAAGUGGCCCUUAGCCAUUGAAUCUGUUUCCUGUUGUCUUUUGCUUCGGAUAGCAAGAAUGCUCAUGCAUUAAAACUUGAAUAAACUGGGCCAAAUUUUUCCAAGUUUUUCCAAGUUUUAUUGUUAUGCUUUCGAAAAUCACCAAAAAUGUUUAUUACGGUCAGUGGUCCCUGAUGAAAUUGUUUGAUACAUUCUUCAUACAUGCUACAGGAGUAUUUUGUGUAAGGCCCGCCAAAGGUAUACUGAAUUGUAAGUAUAAUCAACCUCUUCCCCAGGGCUUUUCCCGCCCCACCCAUUUUUUAAGGGAAAAGCCCUGGGGAUGAGGUUGAAGUAUAAUGACUUCAGGAAAGAAUUAACUAAAAACAUGAAUAUCCUCAUCAUAUAGCCCUUUUUUAACAUAGUAAACGUCCAUUGUUACUGGCUCACUGUUAUUCUUUGUCUGCUAGGUUGGUUAUGGCGACAAGACACCAACAACAGCAUGGGGAAAGGUGAUUGGCUCCAUGUGCGCAGUCGCAGGAGUGCUUACUCUUGCCUUACCAGUCCCAGUUAUUGUGUCAAACUUUAGCUAUUUCUACACCUUGGACAAGGAAAAGAGGGCCCUGUAUGAAGAGGAUUCCAAGGUUACUAUAUCACGGGAGCAAUCGUCUGCAUCCACAUCUUAACUGAGUCAUUUUUUAAUGCACAGAACACAGGGUGGGUCUAGAGGGUUUCUUGGGGUGCCAGUGCAGGGAACUUCUGAUCCCCUCCAGAUAAAACUUCCCCCUUGUUACCCAAAUAUUCCCUCUUCACUUCAAUACAAACUUUGUAUGCCAGGUGAACACUUCCAGUUAAAAACAGAUCCUACCCUGCCGUGAUGUGGCAAUGAAUUAAUAGUGAGCUAAAGCAAAAACAUUUUUUAAGAGAGUCACGUCAAAGGGAGUAGUCUUUUUGUUUGCCCAAAUUUUCGGAUGAAAUCAGAGUCUCUAUGUUACAUAAAUGUACUGCUAAACAAACUAAGCCAAGGGCGCUUUCCAUUUGUCAGAACUGACCGGCAAAACCAUUCCUUUCGUAAUGAGAAUUUCACUUUUAAUCAAAACUAUCCAGCAAGAUCAGUCAACUCCUUAAAAGUAUGCAAGAAGGAGAUGGUUUUCAGCAGAAACCCUUUGGAAAAAGCCGAUUUCAUUCGCUAACUGACUGGUCCAGCAAUGGUCCGGCCGGCCAGUUUUGA